Molecule: messenger RNA, 3469 nt
Organism: Labrus bergylta (ballan wrasse)
Lineage: Eukaryota; Metazoa; Chordata; Actinopteri; Labriformes; Labridae
Gene: slc32a1
Product: solute carrier family 32 member 1
Biological process (GO): amino acid transmembrane transport
Cellular component (GO): vacuolar membrane
Molecular function (GO): L-amino acid transmembrane transporter activity
Source: RefSeq, a predicted model, not a curated record
GAGACGUGCUUUGCAUUGGCAGGCUGAUGAGGACACGUGUCUCCUCCCUGCCUCCCCCCCCCCUGGGCUCCACGGUACCGCAUUGGCAUCAGUAAAGGCACCUGAAAGCCGACAACCGACUCCUGGAAAAGCUGGCUGCAACCUUAUAACCUGAAAGACAGCGAUAUUAUAGCCCCUACAGAAACCUGUGGCUCGCCUUUUUUCGUGCGUAAAGCUUUUGCGCACACCGCCAAACUGCCUCAGAGACUAAAGGUGCGCUACUCGUCUAUCACAGAGCGCAGUCCCAAAAUGCAGAAACGGAGCAGCGACUUCUGAAGGUGACAUGAACCUCGUGCUAAUCAAGAGCAGCAGGCGAUCACUGAGCAAGAAGUGGAGAUAGCAACUGAAAACCACCGGUGUCUUGAAACUAAACUUGUGGUUUUUUUUUUCCGCGUGGCUUUAUCUGAUGCAGAGAACCAAGAGCUGCCACCCAAAGUAGCCUAACAUUUUUACUGUCUGGACGAGAAAAACACUAAUUUAACUGCAGCAAGAUCCAGGAGAGGAGUGAAAAUGGCGACGUUAAUCAAAAGCAAGCUUUCUAAUAAACUGUCAAAUGCAGCCACCACUGUCAGCAACAAAUCCCAGGCGAAGGUGAGCGGCAUGUUCGCCAGGAUGGGCUUCCAGGCCGCCACCGACGAGGAGGGUCUGGGAUUUGCCGCCUGCGAUGACCUGGACUACGACCACCGGCAGGGCAUGCAGAUGGACAUUAUGACAAGCGAAGAGAUGGGAGGAGAGGGAGCCGGAGACGGAGGCGCGCUGGAGGGGGACAGCCACUACCAGAGGGACGGCACCGGUCCGCCGCACUCAGCUUCAAAAGACGGAGGUCUUACGGACGAGCUGGCUGAAGUCAGACCAAAAAUCACCGCUUGGGAGGCGGGCUGGAACGUCACGAAUGCAAUCCAGGGGAUGUUCGUUCUUGGGUUGCCCUACGCCAUCCUGCAUGGAGGAUACCUCGGACUCUUUCUCAUUAUUUUCGCCGCCGUGGUGUGCUGCUACACGGGGAAAAUCCUCAUCUCCUGCCUGUACGAGGAGGACGAAGAUGGGCAGCUGGUCCGUGUGAGGGACUCCUAUGUGGACAUUGCCAACGCCUGCUGCCAGCCCAGGUUCCCGGCUUUAGGUGGCCAUAUCGUGAAUGUAGCCCAAAUCAUAGAACUGGUGAUGACUUGCAUCCUGUAUGUUGUGGUCAGUGGAAACCUUAUGUACAACAGCUUCCCCAACAUGCCCAUCUCCCAGAAGUCCUGGGCCAUCAUCGCCACCGCUGCUUUGCUACCCUGCGCCUUCCUCAAGAACCUGAAAGCCGUCUCCAAGUUCAGCUUGCUGUGCACGAUAGCCCACUUUAUCAUCAACGUCCUGGUGAUCGCAUACUGCCUCUCCAGAGCGCGGGACUGGGCCUGGGACAAGGUUAAGUUUUACAUCGAUGUUAAGAAGUUCCCCAUCUCCAUUGGGAUUAUCGUGUUCAGCUACACCUCGCAGAUCUUCCUGCCGUCACUGGAGGGAAACAUGCAGAAACCUAGCGAGUUCCAUUGCAUGAUGAACUGGACUCACAUUGCUGCCUGCAUCCUUAAGGGCCUCUUCGCCCUCGUAGCCUACCUGACCUGGGCCGACGCAACCAAGGAGGUCAUCACAGACAACCUGCCCCCCGGAAUUCGAGCCGUUGUCAACCUCUUCCUCGUGUCCAAAGCUUUGCUGUCGUAUCCGCUGCCGUUUUUCGCUGCCGUAGAGGUAUUAGAGAAAUCGUUUUUCCAGGAAGGGGGACGCUCGUACUUCCCAGAUUGCUACGGAGGCGAUGGACGCCUAAAGUCCUGGGGACUCAGUCUCCGGUGUGGCCUUGUCGUUUUCACCUUGCUUAUGGCCAUCUAUGUGCCCCAUUUCGCCCUCCUCAUGGGUCUCACCGGCAGUCUGACGGGUGCAGGCCUCUGCUUUCUGCUUCCCAGUCUUUUCCACCUCAAGCUUUUGUGGAGAAAGCUGCAAUGGCACCAGGUUUUCUUUGACGUCUCCAUCUUCGUAAUAGGAGGUAUAUGCAGCAUAUCUGGUUUUAUCCACUCCACGGAGGGGCUCAUAGAGGCUUUCAAUAAUGGCGUAGAAGAGUAGAUUCAAGCCAUUGUCGGAAAUAGAUGUUAACUGCAACUCCCCAUUUAGUGAAAACAUAAAGUCACGACUUUGCAGCAAGCGCAGCCCCCCUUUCUGCUUAAACCAUGCGUAAAAGCACGCACAGACCACAUUUACGCACAUCUACAGUCUACAGCAUCAUUUAAGACACACACACACACACACACACACACACACACACACACACACACACACACACACACACACACACACACACACACACACACAAAUGGAACCGGUGGCAGCAAAGGAAUCUACCACAACACACUAUAUGGACAGUUCAUGUUGUAUAAAUAUGCGAACAAACGUACAUAAAGAUAUUUUGCAGUGGAGUGAACGUUUACAAUAUCAACCUAAACGAAGUUAGCAAGAAGGGCAGUUAGUCUUUUCGUCGCUCUUGUGGUGCUUCCCCACAUGAGACUUCACUUAAUGUCAAGCUCGAGUUAAUGAUGGACAGAUAUUAGACGGCAUAAUGGGAUUUAAUUAGGAUUUAGAUGUUCAUUUCAAAUGGAAAUUUUGAAAAAUAAAAUACAAAAUGCCACCCUAUUCUUCUAAAUGUUAUUUGAAAUAUGAUUAAGGGCAAUGAAUGUGGUGUUCAAUUCAGACAUGAAGAAAAAAAAAACAAUUGCAAUAACCAGCAGAAAUGCAUCUUGACGUGUGUUAAGAAUAGCGAAGUUUCGAUAGAAAUGAGAAAAUUGGACCUUCCCCGAGCAGUUUAAAAUACUGAAAAUGCAAAAUAUCAAAGUUCACAGCAGCAGCUAUUCAAACUAUGCAUUGAAUGUAUGAUAUUUGAGACACACAAAACAAUGAAACUGGGAAGCAGAAAAUACAAAAUGAAUUAUUUCGAUUAUUCUGCGUGAAAGUGUUAAAUCUUUGAUGUUUCUUUUCCAAUAUUUAAAUUUAUUUUAUGAAGCUCUUAAAUCGGCAAUAAUGUAAUCCAAAAGAAACCUCCUCACAUCUUGGCCGAAAUAUCAGCUAUAGACGGGGACCCCUAAUUGAAAUCGUGCGCACUCAAUUACCCAUAAUGCUUUCCAUUACAUUAGAAAAAAACAUGGCCUGUUCUGAAAUUAAUUUGAAAGACUCAAGUGUCGCAAAUUCGAUGUCUGAAAAUCUGAAAAGAGAUCCUUAAAGAGGAAAAUGUGCAUACAGACAUUUCUCAUUCUGUGCAAUGCAAUGGGUCCUGUGGAAGUGUUAUAAAAACCGUAUGUGUAGUGUGUUAUUGUGGUUUCAAAAAGAUGGAAUGUAUAUCUCAAAGUCGUUAUCAUAUAUCGUGAAAUUAAUAUUAAAGAAUAAAGACAUAAGUGAAAUUAUAAUGUAAAAA